Molecule: messenger RNA, 3704 nt
Organism: Drosophila bipectinata
Lineage: Eukaryota; Metazoa; Arthropoda; Insecta; Diptera; Drosophilidae
Product: neurofilament heavy polypeptide
Source: RefSeq, a predicted model, not a curated record
CCCAAACAAAAAAAAAAAAACCAACGAAAAAUAAAGAAAUACAGACCGUAAACCGAGACCCGAUGGGAUUGUCAACAUGGAGGAGCAAAGUGAAUGAAAAUAUCUUUGGGCGGAAAAGUGUGUGUUUGUGCCGCGGAGCAUGUCCGUCUGGGGUUGGGAAAUGUGCACCGUUCCCGAUCGCAGCUGAAGAUUAUUGAUUCCGUCGAAUUACGGAUUGCACAAUCCACCGAUCCGUCCGAGUGUAUUGAAAAUAAAUCUCCAGCAUUGCAGUAUUGCAGCUGCCUACUUAGGCUAAUUGAUUUUCAUUUCGUUAUUUUUUGUGUGUUUUGUUUGUUAACUUGUUUGUUUGUUUGUUAGCCUCUUGCAAUGAGGCGUCCCAAAGCUGCCAAUGACAACAACAACAACAAAUCGCCAAAUGAACAGCAGCAGAAGCUACAACAUAAAAAACAAAUACAAGUACUAGUACAUGAAGUGAAGCUGCGCGACAAUUGCGUGCCUCGUUUUAGCUGUUUUUUUAAUUAAUUUUAAGUGUUGCCCUUUUCGCCGUGACCGAAAAAGAUAGCACCAGUCUGAAAAGAGAGAGAGAGAAGGAGAAAGCCCUCCGGAAAUCGGCAAUUUAAUUUACAAUACAACAUUAGUACGGAACAUAAAGGCGGAUAAAGCCAGCGACGCGCCAUCCAGAAAGGGAGCAACGAAAAUGUUCGCGGGAAUAAGGAAACGCCUGGCACGCAAGCAAAACGAGAAGGAUUGCGAUGAAGACGACAAGGACGAUGUGCUCAGCAUUAUGCCGCCGCCUCCAAACUACAUACAGAUAUCCCAGGGCAGGAUUCAGUUAGUCCACCAGCCGAGGACUCCCGUGGAAUCCGAAGCGGGCACCUUGUCCCUGGAGCGUCCUAGCGGGGGCAGCACCUCCGGAUCCGCUGGUUGUGAUAAGGAUGUGUUGGAGAAGCGGAUGAUUGAAGUUGAAGGCGCUCUGCUGCGUUUGCAGGAGGAGUUCCAUAAAAGCCAAUGCGGGUCGCCAACGUUCGAGAAGGAAUUGCGCGAACAAAUUGAAAACAUGAAUCGCAUUAUGAAAUCCAAAGAACGCAAGCAAAUGCAGACAUGUCGGGAUCACAAGGCACUGCAGACCCGCUUUGCCCGGCAGGAGAGCUUGCUGCACUCGAUGCAGCAGGAGAAUCGCGCCCUGGUCACCCGUAUCCGGCAAUACGAACACUGCCUCGACGACGUAAUGCGCAAAGUGGUAGAUGCUAUCGUGGCGGAGGAUAAUCUGCGGGAGGAAGUGAGCAUGCUAAAGGGCAGAGUCCGGGACUUGGAGGCACAGAAUGCGGCGCUCUCCGCCAGCCCCGUGAAGGGCAGAGACGAAGGCUAUUGCACCAUGAGCAGCGGCCAGCCGCAGCCGUCUAAUGGACACUUGGAGGAUCUGCCAGAGGAGCCGGAACAGUGGCUGCUCCCCGCCGAACCGUGCUCCACGGAAAUGGAGGACUGGAGCAUGUCGCAGGAGGAGCUGGCUGUGAUGACCUUUGACGAUGAGCGGGAGCAGCAGCAUCAAAUGCAGCUCCAGCAGCAGCAGAGAAGGAAGCGAGACCAUGACUGGCUGUGGCCAUCAAGUGACUUUAUCAAUUCCACCACCGUGGAGACGGAUUCCGUCGCCGAUGGCAUUGCCCAGCUGUUACAGCAGAAGAUUGUUUACUCCGAGGAUGAGGAAGUUGCCUGCACGGACUUCACCAAUGACUUCUACAAACUGGUUAACAUUCGCUCCAACUCUUCGCGUAGUCUGUACUCCUACUUGGAGGGCGAGACCGAUGACGAGGAUGAGGACGACGAGGAGGCGGAGGAUUCAAGCAUGUCGGAGAGCCAGGUGGGACCGGCGGCCCGUAAUGCGAUGAACGGUGGCAGCCCCACACCCAGCGAAGCGGGACGUGCCCAGCUAACCAGCUGCUCCUCCAGCGAAACGGAUGAGCUCUCCGCCAGUCAACCGAAGAAGGAGGAGGAGCCUGACUAUGCGGUCAUCGAUGAGUUUCAUCGACGGGUCAGCGACAUUGAGAUCGAAGAUGUGCCCCUGAUCGUGAGCUGUAGCACGCCCAUGAAACCGUUGGAUGAGCAGCAGUGCAUUGCCCAGAUCAUCAAGAGCGAGCUGCGUCGACCGCCGCAUGUCCUGGUCAAGUCGAAAUCGGUGCUAGAGGAUCAGGAGCCAAGCUGCAUCCUGCGGCACAAUCAGCGCCGUGAACUGGAGUCCACUGUGGUCAGAAGCGACAGCAUCAGCUGCGCCAUGAUGGCUAAAAUGGCCAAAGAAGUAGUUCCCCCGGCACCGGGAAUGGUGACCAAGCUGAAGGAGAGAAUGCUUCAGAGGCAGGCCUCCACGCCGCCAACAACCAGUUCCUGGCGCCGGAGCAAUGGCUGGAAAAGGGUGACAUCUCCAGUACAUCCUCCGACAGCGGCUGUUUCGUCAAAGAAGAAGGAAACCAAAUCAUCGGAGCUGCCAAAGAGUUGCCUGCCCAAGGCCCAGCCCACCAGAAUUCCAACGAGCAUCCAUUCGUCGGUGUCCUCGUCAUCCUCCAUGUCCUCGUCCUGCUCCCCGUCGCCCUCCUCCCCCUCGCCACAGUCCCCAUCGCAGCAGCAGAAAUCGCCAGGACAACAGAAGUCGCCGCAGCAGCGGAAAUCGAAAAUUCCACCGCCCGUACCAGUACGACGGUCGUAUGCGAGUUAAGAGUUGGCGCCUCAGCGAAAUCUCAAAUCAAUAAUCAUCAAGCAAACAAAUAUUUAAAGAUUUAAAAGACUAAAUUGUGAUAUAUUCAAACAAAACAAAACUAAACGAAAACAGAGCAGAUAAAUGAUAAAAGAUAAUACUAAAAACUAAAAAAGAGCAAAGGAGGAGGAGCAAGCAAUGUUUUGUACGUACGAAUACGAGUAUUUAUGUAUAUUGUAAAUUUUUUGGAAGAUGUUUUACCUUGUAAGCGGCACUGCCAACUGUUCCCCAAAAAAAUUGAAAGAUAAGCAUAUAGCUCACCCUGCUCUAUGGCGUAUAUUUUGUAGAGCAGCGGCUGCAGCAUCCCAAUGCAGUAGGUUACUAAUUAACUAUAGAUCGAGACAACUUCACUAUUGAUUGAUCUCUUUGUCGCCGGCAAGGAGCAAUUCAAACUACUAUUAGCUAGCUUGGGUCAUGAGCCAGGACAUGAACUAAAACUGUAGUCUUCCGCACAAGUCGAGUGUUCUUGAACUGGACACUUCUAGGACGCAUUAACUAAAAGGAGUUAGAACCCAAGGAUACACUCGAACUAACGACAGUUGAACAAUUGCAUUUAAGGGUGAAAUAUUUCAAAGUGUUUACGAUUCAAUAUAAAAUGCAUACUUAUUUAAGUGCGACAUAAAGUAUAUACUAUAUAAAAAUAUAUAUAGAAGGUUUCCAAGGGCGAACAUUAAACGACAACAAUAACAAUAAACUGUAAAUAGCAGUCGUCGAAUAAAGCUAAUGACAAAAACCUCUUCUUCAACCGUAGAGUUAGCUCCUCAGGGUCUGCUGCCACCGACUAAUUUAUCGCAGCAGCCCGCAUCCUAAUCAUAUAUAUAUACAUACACUUAUAUAGAACAGAACGCACUAUGAUCGAAGAAAGAAAGAAAACUUAGAUAUAAGCUCGUAUAAACAUUAUAAAUGUAUUUUCGUAGCGUAGCGAGUACAAAAUAAACAAAAAUGAAGUUACAAGAAA